AUGUCACUGAGCUGUACGGCAAGGGCGUUGAAAUUUUCGCUUUUUAUUUUCAACUUGGUUUUUUUGGUUGGUUUUUUUAAUGUUUUGAUAGUGCUCUCAUAUUUUUUUUCACUUUCAACUUUUCACUUUUUUGUAGAGUACAAUAUUUCAGACAGAUAAAGAAAAAGUGAUAAAAUUAUCCUGAAGUCAUCAUUCAUGUUCCGUUCUGAGAUAUCCCAUAACUACUUAAUUUCUUAUUUUUUAAAGAGCGAAAACAAAAAGAGAUCAACUUCUGAAUUCACAUUUAUAAUUUUCGUAAUGAUUUGUUUCUAUGAUCAUUUUUGAUGGCAUAAAAAAAAAUUUGAAUUAGCUUUGAAGUAACUUCUUCAGUUGAACUCUCUCUCUCAUAAAAUAAAUGGUCUUUUUCCUCUCUCCACUAAAAGCUUCUGCUCCGCAGCUGAGCUCCAUUCAAAAAGAAAAAGUAUUUUGAAUUUCUUUUACGUAUUUUCCUUUUAAGACCGGAGAAUUCCAGAUUUGCGGACUGGUGUGUGUUGGAAUUGGAACCUGGCUCGUUCUGGACAAAUAUGCAAUUGAUAAUCUUGCCAUGGCCACAGCGAAAGUUCAGGGAUACGAUCAGGAUGCUGGACUGCGGGAUCUGGUUUGUCUCUUUUUUGCUUUAGUCGGUGCAAAGGUCAUCCUGUUCUUUUUCCAUCUAGCUAAUUUUCACUGAAAUCGGAUACCACAACCUUGUUUUCUCGUUCAACGUUUUUCACAUUUCAACGUGUUACACUGAGAUGGAAGCCCGUGCUUUUUUGUUAGCUUGUGCUUUUUUUUAAAGUAAGAUACUGAAAGCUGUGUUGAACCGCAGAAUGAGUUUUUUAAAGAAUUCAACAAAAAAAAUGAUCGAUAAAGUGCGUCAAAAUCUUUUUUGUACUUCUCUCCCUAGAGAGAAGUCUUGAUGUCACUUUUGGGUUGCGUAUUUGAACACUAUUAUUAGAAACCAAAAACUAGCACUUUUCAAUGACCUAGUGAAUUUGCACAUUGAGUACUAAAUGUUUGAAGCAAGAAACUCAAUACUUGGUAAAUUUCAAGAGUGGCGUAAACUUGCCUUUUUUACAUUUGGAGAGAUGAAAUUUGCACAGGUGUUGUUUUUAUGUUGAAAAUUAAAAAAUUUAUAAAUUUCUCAGAGCGAGUAGUUUUGAAAUUGAACGAAGAUAGGAUACUAAUUAAAUGAAUGAUCUGCUUUUUUGAUAAAUCCGUUAGAGGCUGUUAGUUUCGAUAGAAAAAUCUGAAUGGGAAGCCAUUUUCUGGUAGUUUUUCGUCUUUCUUUGCUGUCUAAACAUUUUACUUUCUUUCAAGGUGAAAACCGUCGAUUUCAAAUAUUAUCUCUUAACUAAAUAUUUUUCCCUUUGAAUAUAUACUCGACCAGUUUAAUCCUGGUUUGGAUGAGCUGCAAACGAAGUUCUCUAUUUUAAAAGCAAUUUCUCAUACUUGAGGCAACAAAACCGACUGCCGUACGACAAAUUGGGUAUCUUUUACUUGGCGGCGGUCUCAUUGUGAUAUUCGUUGCGUUUCUCGGAUGCUGUGGAGCUGCCAAAGAAUGGCGUCCGCUGCUUUGUUGCGUUCGUCAAAGCGGAAACCGAUCUUUCUAGAAAAAAAUCUUUUUUUUUCAGUACGCCUCUUGUUUGAUGCUCAUUUUAGCUGUUGAAAUAGCGGCUACCAUUUACGCAUUUUUACAUAGUCAUAUGGUUAGUUUUGUAAGAUUAAGACGAGCACUGAGAAAAAACUCUGAAAGCUCAAUUUCAGUUUGAAAAAGACUUUCGAGACAUUUUACACUCUUCGUUGAAAAUGUACAACGGGACUAAUAACAUUAAAGACAACGAACAAGACGGAAUGCUCGUCAAAGCAGCUUGGGACAAAAUCAUGAUGGAGGUUGGUCUUGCACCGUUUUUUAGGGCUAUGGAAGUUUAAAAAAAAAACAGCUAAACGAUGCCGAUUACUUGCAAAAAACAUUCCUUUGCAGAUAAUUAAAUACUAAUAGUUUUAAAAUUUCCAUUUAGUUUCAGUUGUCGGGAGAAUUUUAUAAUACUCUGCGAGUCGAAAAUUGGAGCUAUCCGCUUUGACUUUUUUGCGCUUAUUUAACGGCGAGCUCAUUCUAUUAAAGUGUUUUCUAAGUUCAUGUUCCAUUUGAAAUAUCUCAUCGUUCAUUCAUUCUUGAUAUUUUCAGAAGUCAUGCUGUGGAGUGGACUCCAAAAUCGGCGAAUUCAACGGUUCUGGCUGGUUUGUUCUGACCAAGGGCAAGAACGCCUUCCCACCAGCUUGCUGUCCUUUGGACGAGCAUUCUCGAUUGAGACCGUCUUGCUCUACCAUCAUGCGCCACGCCCAUGUUCGUUUUGACCUUCUGGAAACGCCGACAAGUUUUCAAAAUACGACUUUGAUGUUUUUGUUGGGCUCGAUUAGUGUGAAAAUCUGAACUAAUUUGAGCAAAUGGAGCAUGUUUAUGGUACGACCGUUGUGAAUGUUCUGUUGAUUUUCUGGUUAAUUAAGUGAAGCUUGAGAAAAGUAAGAAAGAAUGUUUUUAUUUUGAUGGCCACAUUUUUUGAAAAAUCGAAAAUUUUAUCUGGUUCAUUUGUGAGCUUCAAACAGUACGUUUUCCGCUAUGAAACGUUAUUUUUUGGUGAGAGAAAAUUUGUUUAUCAAGCUUCAAAAAAUUUGCUAGUGCUGAAAUAAAAAAUUUCACUCAAAAAGAUUUUUAUUCGUCAGGUCUUCUCAAACGUUUCAUGAACACUACUACAGCAAAAGUGAAUGAUGAGAGUUCAAUGUUGCUCACUAAGUUUUGAACGUCUUUUUCUGUUGUUCUCUUUUUUUCCAUUUUUAUAUCAAGACGCUUAGAAAAGGUCAUAAUCAAACCAAAGUCUAUUUUGCAGUUCGUAAAAAUCAAAUUUAAAUUUUCGCUUGCCUGUUGCUGCACUUCUGAAUAUUGUGCUAUUUCCAGGGCUGCUAUUCCAAAAUAGCCGAGUCGUUCCAAGAGUUGACCUCGCAUUUCAAAAUUGUUGCAUGGACAGUUGUUUUUUUCGCCCUGAUUCAGGUUUUUAUGUUUCUUUGCUUUAUAUGGCAAGUUUCCUUGUUUGUAGGUGGUUGGUAUUAUUGUGGGCUUCUGGCUUUGCGAUUCGAUCACGUCCGACGACGACUUAUUUUGAAGAAAAAAACUAGUAUUCUGAAACUUUGGAUUACUUAUAAAUAAAAAAAUUGUAUCAUAUGUAUAAAAUGAUGCGAAAUUAGUAACAAAGUCACCCAUUACAGGGCUGUAUGACAUCGUUGUUCAGAACGAAUCGAAUUCAUUUUAGCGCCGUUUUCGGCGUUCUUUCCCUUCUUAUCAUUUUUGAGGUAUACAAAAAUUCUUCGAGAGUUCACGGAUUUGAAGGUUUCAGGUGCUUAUCUUUGUCACGGCUGUACAAUUAUUCAAACGGAUUAAAAUUGAAAUGCUCUACUAUUAUUGA
Molecule: messenger RNA, 3479 nt
Organism: Caenorhabditis auriculariae
Lineage: Eukaryota; Metazoa; Nematoda; Chromadorea; Rhabditida; Rhabditidae
Source: the annotation of a GenBank genome assembly